GUAGAACAAAAUAGGUUAAUUAACUGUAGUUGAAGUGCGCAUACAAAAAAUAUAGUUGAGAAAAAAGAAAAUUGUAAUGGAGACAGAGCAAGAAGUAAUAUUAGAACCUGUAAGUCCAACAGGACAAUAUUUAAGCAACUCAGUUCUAUCACUUUGUAUUAUUAGUGUUGUUGAAUCACAAGUUCCAAUAGAUGACUCACAAGCUAUGUCCUUGCUCAAAGAUGUCUUCCUCCCUAUCAACCCACGUUUCUCUUCUGUUAUGGUAAUGAACAAAGAUGGAGAAAAGAGAUGGAAGAAAGUAGAAGUGCAGCUUAAAGACCAUAUAAAAGUGCCCAUUUUCCCUACUGGAAUGUCGACAAAAUUUUACAGUGACUGCCUUGAUGAUUAUUUAUCAAAUUUAGCAAUGGAAACAUUGCCCCAAGAUCAACCCUUAUGGGAAAUUCACAUAUUAAAAUACCCAACUAGUACAGAAGUAGCUGGUAAUGUAAUCUUUAAGCUUCAUCACUCUCUUGGAGAUGGCUUCUCUUUAAUGGGAGCUCUUCUUUCUUGCUUACAAAGAGCUGACGAUCCUUCAAUUCCCUUGACUUUUCCUUCUGUUCAAUUGCACACUAAUAUUGAAAGCAAGAAGAAAAGUAUAUGCAAGAGUUGGCUUAGAAUUUUUUCUUCAAUAUCGAAUACCAUAUCAGAUUUUUGUUCAAGUGUUGUGAUUAGUAGUUUUCUUAAAGAUGAUAUAUCGCCGAUACGAUCAGGGCAUCCUGGAGUGGAGUUUUUGCCCGUUAGCGCAGUGACAAUGUCUUUCUCUCUUGAUCAAAUCAAACAAAUCAGGACCAAACUUGGAGUGACAAUAAAUGAUGUGAUUUCCGGAACAAUUUUCUUGGGAACUCGAAUGUACAUGGAAGCAAUGAGUAAAGGAUCAGGAAAAGCCCGAACCACAGCAUUAGUUUUGCUAAAUACAAGAAUGUUUGGAGGUUACAAGUCAGUUCAAGAAAUGACUAAACCUAAUGCAGAGCUGCCAUGGGGCAACCAUUUUGCCUUCUUGUCUGUAUCAAUUCCGAAAUUGAGUGGUUCAGAACCCAAAGACCCUCUCCAGUUCGUUUGGAAAGCAAGAAAAAUCAUCCAGAGAAAAAGAGCCUCUUUUGCUGUUUAUCUCACUGCAAAAUACCUUCAACUUGUAAACAAAUUCAGAGGCCCAGAGGCGGUAUCGAAGUAUCUUCGUAACACGUUGAAGAACUCAAGUACGGGACUUACAAAUUUAAUAGGGCCAAUGGAACAGAUGGCUUUAGCUAAUCACCCAAUUAAAGGCUUCUACUUUGUGGUUACUAAUGCACCUCAGAGUCUGAUGGCAGGAAUAGUAAGUUACAUGGGAAAGCUUAGAGUUGCUGCUUUAGUAGAAAAGGACUUCAUUGAUCAACAAAAGUACAAGUCUUGUAUAGAAAAUGCAUUUGAGAUGAUAUUCAAAGCUGCAUGUGAAGCUCCUGCACCGCAAAAUUAAUGACACAAGCUGCUAGACGCCUCAUUACAAUUUAA
Messenger RNA from Jatropha curcas, 1527 nucleotides. Its product is annotated as wax ester synthase/diacylglycerol acyltransferase 4. The record is from RefSeq and is a predicted model, not a curated record. Gene Ontology annotation, biological process: triglyceride biosynthetic process. Gene Ontology annotation, molecular function: diacylglycerol O-acyltransferase activity. Gene Ontology annotation, cellular component: plasma membrane. NCBI's taxonomy places the organism in Eukaryota, Viridiplantae, Streptophyta, Magnoliopsida, Malpighiales, Euphorbiaceae.